This is a messenger RNA of Chaetura pelagica (chimney swift), 2157 nucleotides long. RefSeq names its product growth arrest-specific 2 like 3 (gene GAS2L3). Gene Ontology annotation, biological process: actin crosslink formation. Gene Ontology annotation, molecular function: cytoskeletal adaptor activity; actin filament binding; microtubule binding. The transcript has 8 exons. Lineage: Eukaryota; Metazoa; Chordata; Aves; Apodiformes; Apodidae. The coding region runs from base 1 to 2157 and encodes 718 amino acids. Gene Ontology annotation, cellular component: actin filament. The record is from RefSeq and is a predicted model, not a curated record.
AUGCAGAUGACCAUGCAGAAUGCAGUUCAGGUGUGGUUUGGAGAUGACCUUCCCCUAAGUCCCCGAAGUCCCCUGACUCCCAGACAUGGGCCAGGUUUGGCAGAUGUGUGCCUGUACGACCAGUGGAUAUCUGUGCGGCAUGAAGCAACUUUGGUGCCUAUGCAAGAAGAUCUGUCCAUCUGGCUGUCUGGCUUGCUGGGAAUAGAAAUCAAAGCAGAACAACUGCUUGAAGAACUUGAUAAUGGGGUACUGCUCUGCCAGUUGGUUGGUGUUCUUCAAAACACAAUUAAAAAAUGUUGUAGCUCAAAUAACUUAAGGAAUUUUCCUAUGAGAAAAGUUCCAUGUAAGAAGGAUGCUGCAUCAGGAUCUUUUUUUGCCAGAGAUAAUACAGCCAACUUUCUUAACUGGUGUAGGGCCAUUGGAGUUGAUGAGACUUACCUCUUUGAAUCAGAAGGUUUAGUUUUGCAUAAGGAUCCAAGACAAGUGUAUCUUUGUCUGUUGGAAAUUGGACGCAUUGUAUCUGGGUAUGGAGUUGAACCUCCUGUACUGGUAAAACUAGAGAAGGAAAUUGAGCUAGAAGAAACACUACUGAUGACCUCUGGACCACCAUCACCUGUUAUCACAGCCAAGUCAUGUUGCCACCAUGGGGAGCUACAUGAGGCAGUUAAACAUAUAGCAGAAGAUCCUCCCUGUAGUUGUUCCCAUCGAUUUUCAAUUGAAUAUUUAUCAGAGGGACGUUAUAGACUGGGAGAUAAAAUACUCUUCAUACGAAUGCUACAUGGCAAGCACGUGAUGGUACGUGUUGGUGGAGGCUGGGACACUCUUCAAGGUUUUCUGCUCAAGUACGAUCCAUGCAGAGUGCUUCAGUUUGCAACUCUGGAACAAAAAAUCCUGGCGUUUCAGAAAGGGGUCACCAGUGACAGUGUCUCCAGUUCAACAGCCAGAGUUCAGGAACCUCCCAUCAUGAAUCCGAUGUCAGCUGUCAAUAUGUUUCAAAAGCAGCCAUCAAAACCCCCUACUCCUGUUUCAGCUGUAAAGGCUGUCCAUGCUGCCAGUGCCAAGAAGGUUGUAUCUACACGUCCUCAGUCCCCUGCCCUGGCAUCACCAAAAGUGCCAGCACACCCAUCCUCUGCAGCCAAGUCAGUCAGGUCCAAAUUACAAGGGUGUUCAGGAACAGGUGUCCAGUCUCCUUUCAAACCAUUAUCUGGCACCUCAAAGAAACUGGAGCCUUGUGCACACAACUCGCCAGCUCCUUCGCAGCCUGUAAGCAAGAGCUCUUCAUCUGCAGGAGCCCGAACAGCUCUUGUGCACUCCGACACGUUGCGCAAACGUAUUUGGUCCCCCGAUGCUCCCAAGGGAAAAUUUGCCCUGGCUCAGGCCUCCCCCGCACCAGUGCUGCAUCCUGCCCCAUCAUCCUCCAAAAAACAGCCUUCUCACUUGCCUGGCACAGCUAAAACCAUGGCCUCAAAACAGAAGCAUGUUGCUGCUAAAUGCAAACCUGUAUCUGUCACUAAAACCAAAGCGAGUUCAGUUGCUCCGAGGGCUGCUCAGGCGCCUGUUACAAAUCUGCAGGCUGUUGCCAAGUUUGCACAUUCUCAGCAGCUCCUUGCAAAAUCUCCUUCUGAAAAUACUAUUGAAGCCUCAGGAACUGGGUCCCAGCGUCAUCAAAAAGCUCCACAAACAGCUGACCUGGCAAGGAACCUGAAAAGUGCUCCAGUCCUAAAGCACUCAGCUUCUGCUCCUUCCCUUGCAGUUAGCAAAGCAUCAAAGUCACCACCUAUGCUGGUAUCUACGAGCAAAAACGUAUCAUCAACUGUCCGUAAGCAGCCAAAUGUCAGUAAAUCUCCUCAGGUUGGACCAGCUUCAUCCAAACCUCCUGAACGCACUCCCUUAUCUGUUGUACGGCUUCCUCAAACCUCAGCCAAAGCAACAGUGACCAAAAAGCCAGCACAGCCUUCCACAAAAGGUCAGCCUUCAGCCAAAAGCUUACAAUCAAAUGAAAGCUUGGCCCCGGCAGCCAAGAAGCCUCUCCCUAAGGGAAAACUGGCAGUGGCAUGUAACAAAGGGAUGCCUGGGGUAUCAAAAGGUCCUCUUGUGAAGAGCAGGCAAGAUGAUCACUAUUUUGUUAUGACAGGGAGUAAAAAACCCAGAAAGUAA